This is a messenger RNA of Anarrhichthys ocellatus (wolf-eel), 1342 nucleotides long. RefSeq names its product dehydrogenase/reductase (SDR family) member 12-like b (gene dhrs12lb). The coding region runs from base 256 to 1224 and encodes 322 amino acids. The transcript is spliced from 10 exons. The record is from RefSeq and is a predicted model, not a curated record. NCBI's taxonomy places the organism in Eukaryota, Metazoa, Chordata, Actinopteri, Perciformes, Anarhichadidae.
CCUUUUAAAUAUGUCCCACGUGAUCUGUGCAAAGCUCUUUUCGUGAAUGAGCUGAUACAACUUUAAAUACGACUUAACUUUUAUCAGGGUGAGCGUCUCAAGUGUUGUUCCCACGCGGAGUCGGCAGAGAGCAGCAAGCGCUCCCUCCUCCCUCCUCCCUCCGCCUGCUUCAUGUGACGCUGAUCCGUCACAGCGGUUGACAAGGACCGCCAAGGCUGGAACACUUCUUGGAUUUUUUAUUAUUCACUUGAUAACAUGUCUCUGUACCGGAAUGCCGUCUGGUUUCUGAAUGGAAUCCACCAAUAUACAAGGAAAGGAUAUGAGGCAGCAUUAAAAGACUUCGAGCCCCAAGACCUGGAUGUGUCCCUGGUGGGACGGUCCUUCAUGAUCACCGGAGCCAACAGUGGGAUUGGCCGGGCAACAGCCAUGGCUAUAGCCCAGAAAGGUGGGACCGUCCACAUGGUGUGCAGGAACAAAGAUAAAGCAGAAGAGGCCAGGGCGGACAUUGUCAGUGAGUCUGGCAACACGGAGGUACACGUCCACAUUGUGGACAUGUCAGAGACACACAAAGUCUGGGAGUUCGCAGAGGCCUUCAAGAGGCAGUAUCCAGCCUUGAACGUGUUGAUAAAUAGCGCAGGGUGCAUGGUGCACAAGAGAGAGGUGAACGCUGAGGGCCUGGAGAAGAACUUUGCCACCAACACUAUGGGGGUGUUCAUCCUCACGCAGACUCUCAUACCACUUCUACAGAAGAGCCGGGAUCCAAGGGUGAUCACUGUGUCCUCAGGAGGCAUGCUGGUCCACAAACUCAGAGUCGACGACUUGCAGUCAGAGAAGGACUACUUUGAUGGCGUCAUGGUCUAUGCCCAGAACAAGAGACAGCAGGUGGUGCUGACACAACAGUGGGCCCAAGCUAACCCAGACAUUCACUUUUCUGCGAUGCACCCAGGCUGGGUAGAUACUGCAGCCGUUUCUACAUCAAUGCCUCAGUUCCACCAGAUGAUGGGGGAGCGGCUGCGCAGUGUGGAGCAAGGAGCCGACACCGUUGUGUGGUUGGCCUCGUCUCGAGCUGCUGCCAGAACACGUAGCGGGCAGUUCUUCCAAGAUCGUACGCCCGUUCCGGCCCACCUGCCUCUGGCCUGGACUCACAGCUCUGCUGAAGAUAUUCAGGUGUUCAUGACUCAGAUGGAGAAUUUGGGCCGAUCCUUCACUGAAAACCUGAUGUAGAGCUUCACCUUCCAGACCUUAACUCGUCUGAAUAUUCUGAUACAAAUGUUACACAUGUAACUGAGCCAUUAAAGCAUUAGUUGCAAUAAUAAAAAAAAUCUCAUGUUUGUCUAUUGAA